AUGGCUGAAUCUCUAUUCCUGUCAAUUCUGGAUUAUGCUGAUGCUUGUUUGACUAAUAUCACCGAGGAUCAAUUAAAUAAGCUCGAGAGACUUCAGAAUCUUGCAAUCAGAUUUAUCUUUGGUUUGAAGAAAUUUGAUCACGUGGGAAGACUACGCGGUGUAGCGGAAACACUACGAGCGAACGCGGAGGCGUGCGCGACUCGCGUCCGCGAAGCGCAGGAGGCGGCACAAGAGAGCGCCACCGCGCUGACAGCGGUGCGGGAAGCGGAGCGGAAAGAGCGAGACGCAGCUACCGAGGCGCGCGCCGCUCUAGCUCUAGCACACGCGGAGUUACGCGCGCUUUCCGCCGCGCCACCGCCAGCACCGGAUCCUAGACUAGAUGAGCUCAGACAGGAACUGACGUUGCUGCGGACACAGAACAAAUCAUUGACAGAAGCCCAAGAGGAGCUCCAGGCGCAGAUACUGACGCGUGGUGUGGAGGAAGGCAGGAGUCUGCUCGACGGAGUCAGCGGCCCGCUAGUCGCGACCAACUCUCUGGCACACGAGCUGUCGCAGAUGAGUGAUGAUGAGCCCGUUGGUAGCACACAAUCUGAUCACAGCAUAGAAAUGGAAAAGUUGCAGAAAGCUCUGAAAGUACAACAAGACGUGAACGUUCAGCUGAGGAACUACAUUGACGGCAUACUGUUGUCCAUAGUCGAAAACUACCCGCAGCUACUCGAAGUCAAGUAUCAAAAACCCGACGUUAAGUCAUAACAAUCAUAAUAAAAUAUUAAGUGCACUAUAAAAUUAAAAACUUGACCCAUUAGUAAUAAAUUAUUUAUAC
Molecule: messenger RNA, 823 nt
Organism: Aricia agestis (brown argus)
Lineage: Eukaryota; Metazoa; Arthropoda; Insecta; Lepidoptera; Lycaenidae
Exons: 5
Coding region: 1-753 (250 amino acids)
Biological process (GO): endocytic recycling; regulation of cytokinesis
Cellular component (GO): midbody; cleavage furrow; recycling endosome membrane
Source: RefSeq, a predicted model, not a curated record